CCCCCCCGCCGCCUCUUCGCCGCCGCCGCCCGCCGCCGGAUUCUCCUUGGCGACGGAGACGGUGACGGUGAGAGCUGCGCUUACUCGAAGCCGAUCCUGGUGCUGGACGUGGUGUGGAACUUGGCCUUUGUUCUGGUCUCGGCGGUGGUGCUGUUGUCCACUUUCAGAGAGAAACCCUCGACUCCUUUGAGAGUUUGGAUCGCUGGGUACGCUUUUCAGUGCGUUUUGCAUGUGGGUUUCGUCUGCUUCGAUUAUCGGCGGAGAGGUUUCGCGGAUCUCGUCGGCUUUGGUGGUCUUUCGCUUUCUCAGAGACGUACCAGCAUCAUGAAAAGGUUGGAGUCUGUGAAUACAAUUGUGUCAUCCAUCUGGUGGAUGUGUGGAUUCUAUUGGAUUGUAGAGGGUGGCCAAACACUUCUGCAAGAUUCUCCACGGCUUUACUGGUUAACAGUCGUAUUCCUCGCCUUUGAUGUGUUCUUUAUUAUCUUUUGCAUUGGCAUGGCAUUUGUCAUUUUCUUUGCUCUCUGCUGUUGUAUUCCAAUUGUAGCAUUCGCGUAUUCUAUGGCAAUUAGAGAUGGUGCAUCGGAAGAUGAUAUCAGGAAUCUUCCAAAGUAUAGAUUUUGCCAGGAUAGUUCUUCGAUGACCCUUGAUAAUGAUAAGAAGCAGGAUAUUCUUACAGCACAGUUAGAGUCAAGUAAUAACCACAUCAAGGAACUUGCGCUUAACCCAGAAGAUUCCGAGUGUUGCAUUUGCCUCUCUCGAUAUGCCGAUGGAGCCGAGCUGUAUACGCUCCCAUGCAGCCAUCAUUUUCAUUGUGGUUGCAUAAGCAAAUGGCUUCGAAUAAACGCAACAUGUCCCCUCUGCAAGUUCAAUAUCCUGAGGAGUGAUACUUUGGUUUAAUAAUAUUCUCCACAGAUGGAGAAUUCUUCUAACAAUCCAGAUGGUCAUUUGCUGAUCUGCUGACAACUGAUGGUAAAAGGAAAACUUAGGAAAAAGAAAGAGCUCUUUACUUUCGCGGUUCCCAUCCCAUCAUCGGGAUUUUUUCUUUUAUGUUUUCCUAAGCCUCUUUGUGCAUAGAAUUUCAGACUUAGUUUGCGGUUAUUGUAUAUUAUGUAGAUGUGAUAAGAGAAUGAUGACCAUUUGCCUAAGACUGCUCGUUUUAGUGGCACCGGAGGGUUUGGUGGGAUGAGUUUGGGGGAGGUUGCGGCUUUAAUCCCGUGUUAUAUUAAAAAAAAGAGAAGUAUGACCAUUUGGAUAGUACUAGUACUA
This is a messenger RNA of Morus notabilis, 1266 nucleotides long. Its product is annotated as E3 ubiquitin-protein ligase At4g11680. The annotation marks the transcript as partial. The record is from RefSeq and is a predicted model, not a curated record. NCBI's taxonomy places the organism in Eukaryota, Viridiplantae, Streptophyta, Magnoliopsida, Rosales, Moraceae. The transcript has 4 exons.